This is a messenger RNA of Melospiza georgiana, 941 nucleotides long. RefSeq names its product GRB10-interacting GYF protein 2-like. Bases 479 to 904 code for a protein of 141 amino acids. NCBI's taxonomy places the organism in Eukaryota, Metazoa, Chordata, Aves, Passeriformes, Passerellidae. The record is from RefSeq and is a predicted model, not a curated record. The transcript is spliced from 3 exons.
UUUACUCCCCUUUUGGUGUGUACUGGUAGAUGUUCAUGGCCAAGGUGAGUUUGUAGGACUUUUCUUUUGUGGGCAUGCAGAGGGUGCAGCAAGAAUGCUGACAAGAGAAAAAUCUUUUUAAAGGCUUGCCUGGAGUAUUUCUGAACAGCAAUGCAGAGAUGUCUUCUGGGCUGUGUUUUAAGUCACUUCCUGGGUAGCUGUGUCUCCCCCAGGGCAGGCAGUGGCCCAGGGCAGCAGCAGCCAAGUGCUCUGAGAGCACAGGAGCCCAUCAGUCUUUGCCCCUUGCCACGGGGAUGUUGCAGGAGCAGUGUGAAGCCCUCUGCUCUUUCCUCCUGUGCAGGUCCUGCUGGAAGAGCAGAAGGAGAAGAGUGCUUUAUCAGAGGCACUGCUCCAAACUCAGGGAGAGCUCAGCCGAGCCCGCCAGCAGGUCCAGCAGCUGAGGCAGGAGGUGACAGAGCAGCAAGAGAAGGGGCAGACCAUGAAGGCAAAUCUGCAAGCUGAGCUGGAGGAAGCUCACAGUGAAGCCCAGGCAGCUCAGAGGAGGCACGAGGAAGAGCUACAAGGCCUCAAAGAGGAAAUGAAUCUCCUCCUUGAGCAGAGGGAGGCUCUACAAAAGCAGGUGGCAGAGUUGACAUCUCAGCUGGCAGCCUCCCGAGAGUGCCAGAAAAGGACUGUGCAGAGAGCCCAGCAAGAUGUGAGGGAGGCCCAGGAAGAGUCCAGGCAGAAGUUGUUGGAGGUUGAGCAGAUGCAGAAGAUGCUGGAGGAGGCAGAACAUCAGAACAAGGAACUGCAAGUCCAUCUGGAGUACCUGGAGAGGAAAUGGAGUCAAUGGGAAGAAGUGGCUCAGCAAAAUUCAGAAUUGCAGGCUUCUGUCAAUGCCCUAGAGAGGGAAAAAAACAGGUAAAUGAAAUUCUGGGGGACUCUGCAUUGUGGUGAAUGGA